AUGAGAAAAACCACACCCGAGGGCUACAUAGAAAUCCUGCCCAAUCGGCUGUACUGGACCGCGGUGAAUUCCACGCCGAGACCGACCUCGCAGUACCACUUUUUCUGCAUCGACCAGGACUUGGUUUACGAGCCCUUCAACCAGGAUUUUGGCCCGCUGAACCUCUCCUGCACCUAUAAAUUCGCCCGCUUGGUGAAUAAACUGCUGGACGACCCGAGUUUGUCGAAGAAGAAGCUCGUCCACUACUGCAGCCUCUCGGAAAAAAAGCGGCCGAACGCGGCGUACCUGAUGUGCUGCUUUCAGGUGAUGUACCUGAACAAUCCCGCGGAACUAGCCUACAGGCCGUUUGAGAACAUCCGACCCCAGUUUCAGCCCUUCCGGGACGCGACGGCCGGCAUGUGCAACUACGCGUGCACGGUGCUGGACUGCGUCAAGGGGUUGGAGUACGCCAUGAAAAUAAACUGGUUUAACCCGGAGACGUUCAACGUGCAGGCGUACGAUUACUACGAAAAGGUGGACAACGGCGACAUCUCCUGGGUUAUGCAUUGCAAACAUGUCUGGGUCUGGAAGGUUGCAACUUGUAAUGCUGUCUCUGCAUUUUAGGAAAAUCUGUAUUGCAUGAUCAGCAAGAGGGGUCCAGUUUGUGCUUCAUGGAGAGGGCAUUUAUCAUGCGGAAUAUGCAUUAGGAAGCCCUCCAAAAAUCUGUGAUGCUAGGUGAUGCAUUACAGGCAUCGUGGGCCAUGAAAAAUCUGCAUGACAACUCUCGCAAUCUUCCAGACCCAGACAUUUUUGCAUUUCACAUGGGUGAUCCCGGAGAAAUUUCUCGCGUUUUCCGGGCCCAGCGGGAACGGUAUUGACACCUACGGCUACCCCGCCUUCACCCCCGAGGACUACGUGCCGAUCUUCCGCAAUGCGAACGUGUCCACCGUGGUGCGGCUGAACAAGGAUCAGUACGAUGCGGCGAGGUUCACGAUGAACGGCAUCAAGCACGUAGACAUGUUUUUCCCGGACGGGAGCUGUCCGCCGAGGGACAUUGUCAACCGGUUUCUGCGCUUGGCGGAAUCUGAACCUGCUGCGUUAGCGGUGCACUGCAAAGCGGGUCUGGGGCGGACGGGCACUUUGAUCGGGCUGUAUGCGCAGAAGCACUACAAAUUUCCGGGCCGGGCCUACAUCGGGUGGAACCGGAUCGCGCGUCCGGGCGCGAUCCUCGGACCACAGCAGCAGUAUUUGUGCGAUAUGGAAAGGGAAAUGAUUGCUCUGGGCGAGCAGGAGCGCGCGACGAAGGGACUG
This is a messenger RNA of Amoebophrya sp. A120, 1290 nucleotides long. Lineage: Eukaryota; Dinophyceae; Syndiniales; Amoebophryaceae. The record is from the annotation of a GenBank genome assembly.